Messenger RNA from Plasmodium gallinaceum, 1206 nucleotides. RefSeq lists its product as hypothetical. Lineage: Eukaryota; Apicomplexa; Aconoidasida; Haemosporida; Plasmodiidae. Bases 1 to 1206 code for a protein of 401 amino acids. The transcript has a single exon. The record is from RefSeq and is a predicted model, not a curated record.
AUGAAUAUCUUAAAAGCUUUUAAUUUUUAUAUCAUAUUAUUGGUUCCUUACUUUUUAGUAUUUAUUCCUGACUUUCGUUUAUCACCAAAAUCAUUAAAACAUAUAUUACAAAUAGAUUAUCAUGAAAUGAAAUUAAUAUCAAAAAGAAAUCUUGCAGAAAGUAUUCCAUAUGUACGUGAAUUUUAUAGUAAAACUACAGACGAUAACACAUUUAUAGAAAAAGAUAUUUUCAUAGAUAAAUUCCCAUAUGCAGAGUAUCUUUUAUCUCUAGAAUUAUUUAAUAAAGUGUAUAAUGAAAAUUAUAGCAUAGAACAAGCUACAGGUAAUAUGGAAGCUAUGCUUGAAAAAAUUAACAGUAGAUUUCAUUUUGAAGGAAUAAAUAUACCUCUUUCUGAAAUGUUUAAUAUAAUAAACAGAAUGACUGAACGUACUAUAGAAUUUUCUUUAGAAUCACCUGAGACUAGGAAAACCCUUUUCAAAAAAAUUCUUGAAUUGGAGAGAGAAGCAACUGAAGAAUUACUGAAAAGUUUAAUUACUGGUGAUGAAGAAGUAAAAAUUAAUAAUAGAGAUAAUAUGGAUAGAAUAUUAGAAAUAGUUCAAAGAAGAUUAAUUAUGCAAAAUAUCAGUUUAUUAGAUAGUGUUGUCACAAAGAUAGCUACCAGAAUAAGCCAAUUUGUUGAAAGCGCUAUAAAUACUUAUAAUGAAAGAUUUAAGAAUCCUCCUUGGAAGAAUGAGGAAUAUGUUCGAUUAUAUUCUAAAUUACAGUAUGAAGUCAUAGAAAAUUUACUAAAUAUAAUAUAUAGUGCAAAUUACUACCAAACAGCAAGAGAUGUUUUCUAUGAUUCUAAACUUAUAAUGGAAACAAUAAAUGAUUACUCUAAAAGAAGCAAUAUUUCAUUGUCAUAUCCUCAACUUAGAAAUAUGUAUAUUAGAGUAAAAGAAUGCAUUAGACUUGUAUCUUUAGAAACAAUAUCAGAAGCUAGAAUUUCGAAUAUGUUGAAAAUUUAUCGUCUUGAGAGUGAAUUAGUUUAUGAGAUCUCAAUGCAAAUUCUUGAUUCCAAUGUGCAGGAAGAUGAAAUAAAUUAUAUUGAUAUGACGAAAGAUAAAACUGAUUAUUUAUUAGAGACAGAAAAUAUUACAUUACCAGAAGAUGUUGAAAAAAUGGCAUAUAGAAUAAGGAGUUAUGUUUUAGAUAUUAUUAGUUAA